UUGACAUCGUCAUCUGUCGUCUGUAAUUUUUUUUGUGUAUUGAUUUUUCUCGUCGGACGCGAACAAGUUUUUCUUUUGUGAAUUAAAUAGUAGUUGAAAUAUAAAUUAAACAAAAAUAUGGGAGCAGCUUUUUUUCCUGUAUUAUUUUUCACCGCAUUCUGGGCAUGUGUUGGCAUCGGAGUACCAAUGAUGACACCAAAAGGACCCAAUCAGAGUCUCUUUCGUUGCAUUAUGAUGUUAACUGCAGCGACUUGCUGGCUUUUCUGGCUAUGCUGUUACAUGGCUCAGAUGAAUCCACUACUUGGACCAAAAUUAAACCAAAACACUAUAUACAUGAUUGCAAAGGAGUGGGGCAGUGAAUUAAAGGACGGUUAAAUGGGUGUAGUACAUUUAUUACUAUUUGUUGUAGAAAUGCAGACAUGCUUAUUUAUGUAAAUACUAUAUUUCCAAUAUUAAUUAUAGAAAAUUUAUUGUGUUAAGUUGGUCAUUCAUUAUAAGAAUUGGGCAUUCCACUCAUAUUUUAUCAAACUUGUUAACGAAUGCAUUCAAUUACCAUGAAAAUUUUAUCCGACUAUAAAUUAUACUUUAGAAAGCAAGUUUUUCAAAUAAUAAUCGGAAAAUGUAUUCAAGUGUAUUAAUAAAUAGAUGACCUUAUACAUAUGUUUGUACUGUA
Bactrocera oleae (olive fruit fly) is the source of this 673-nucleotide messenger RNA. RefSeq names its product Vacuolar H[+] ATPase M9.7 subunit a (gene VhaM9.7-a). Gene Ontology annotation, cellular component: proton-transporting V-type ATPase, V0 domain; plasma membrane proton-transporting V-type ATPase complex. NCBI's taxonomy places the organism in Eukaryota, Metazoa, Arthropoda, Insecta, Diptera, Tephritidae. Gene Ontology annotation, biological process: proton transmembrane transport. Gene Ontology annotation, molecular function: proton-transporting ATPase activity, rotational mechanism. The record is from RefSeq and is a predicted model, not a curated record.